Messenger RNA from Hibiscus syriacus, 2061 nucleotides. RefSeq lists its product as uncharacterized. The transcript is spliced from 6 exons. NCBI's taxonomy places the organism in Eukaryota, Viridiplantae, Streptophyta, Magnoliopsida, Malvales, Malvaceae. The record is from RefSeq and is a predicted model, not a curated record. Bases 187 to 1767 code for a protein of 526 amino acids.
AUGAAAAGCUUCAUUAUCACGCUGGUAAAGCUUCAGUUCCAGUUCUGUCCUUACAUUUUGUUUGAACUUUUAUGAAAUGAUUAAUUGAGAGGCUUGUGGUUAAAGCAAAGCGGCACUCUCUUCAUAGAGAUUGAUGAUUGAUUGAGGGAUAAGAGAGAUUGAGGGAGAGUUUUUUUUAGAGAAAAAAUGGCCGAAGUGAGAGGAUUGGACACGUGGCGGGAGGAGUUGGCGAGUUUGGUGGAAGAUCCGGGGAUGAUAUACACCGAGGAAAUAGGUUUCCCGUCGUUACCGCCGUUCGCUGAUCAGAAACCCACGGCGGUUGCUGAGAGUGAUCAUGGGACGGAACCGCCGGAGGCCUUGAAGGAACAAGUGAAGGAAUUUUUGAAAUCGUGGUGCGAGAUGGUUCUAGAGCUUGGAAGAGGAUGUAGAGAUAUUUUGCAGCAAACGGUAGUUACUGAGGAUUCGUUUAUAGUUCAGAGGCUUGGUGGACCCGUGGCUAAGGUCUCCAGUCGAUUGAGUUUCUUGAAUGAAUUCUUGCCCGAGGAUCGUGAUCCUAUUCACGCUUGGCCUGUUAUCUUCUUCGUUUUCAUCCUUGCACUUGCAGCUCUAAAUUUGAAUGGUGGGCAUGAUGGAUUGGCACCACCAGUGAAGAAAGUACUUGUUCAUCCUCCUAGCGCAAGCCGAAUCGAGCUCCCUGAUGGCAGACACUUGGCUUAUCGUGCAAUGGGUGUUCCAGCGGACAAAGCUAGAUUUUCUUUUAUUGCACCACAUUCCUUUCUUUCGUCCCGACUUGGAGGUAUACCAGGAGUUAAGAGUUCACUCCUUGAAGAGUUCGGUGUUCGCCUGGUUACAUAUGAUCUUCCUGGUUUUGGGGAGAGUGAUCCUCAUCCUAGUAGAAAUUUAAAUUCAUCAGCAUUUGAUAUGCUACAUCUUGCUGAUGCUGUUGGGGUCAAAGAUAAGUUCUGGGUGUUGGGCUACUCGAGUGGAAGUAUCCAUGCUUGGGCUGCUCUUAGACAUGUAUCUCACAAAAUUGCAGGUGCAGCAAUGGUUGCUCCAAUGAUCAGUCCGUACGAACCUAGCUUGACUAAGGAAGAAAUACAAAGUAUUUGGGGAGAGUCAUUACCAAGAAGGAAGUUAAUGUAUUAUCUAGCACGAAGAUUGCCAAAACUGCUGUCCUCCUUUUACCGCCGGAGUUUCCUAUCAGGAAAGCAUGGCCGAAUUGAAAAGUGGAUGUCUGUGUCGCUUGGAAGGAGGGAUGAGAUUCUAACUCAAGGAGCAACGUUUGAAGACUUCUGGCAUAGAGAUGUAGAGGAAUCAAUCCGUCAGGGAAAUGCCAAACCAUACAUUGAGGAAGCUGUCCUACAGGUUUCAAACUGGGGUUUUUGUCUGGCAGAUCUUCAGGUGCAGAGGAAGUGUUACACAAAUGGAAUUUUCCCUUGGCUCAAGUCCCUUUACAGUCAAGCGGAAUGUGAAUUGGCAGGAUUUCUUGGACCAAUACAUAUAUGGCAGGGGAUGGAUGAUCAAGCUCUUCCAAAAGGAAUGAUAGAUCACAUAAGCCGUGUUCUACCAGGGGCCACCAUCCAUAACCUCCCAAAUGAAGGUCAUUUUUCCUUCAUCUUUUUCUGUGACGACUGCCAUCGGCAGAUAUUCUCUACUCUGUUUGGAAGUCCUCAAGGUCCUCUUGACCAGUCAACAGACGAAGGUGAGAUCCCGUCCGAAGGAGAGAUGGAAGAGAAACCAUUAGCUACCGGUGCUACCAAAAAUUGAUACACCGCCAUAGAUUUACACUUUUUGCUUGCUUUAUAUCACAAAUUUUGUGUAAAUAAACCACAGAUUGCACCUCAUAGCUCAUGGGAGAGGGUUUAGAUGUCUGAAAAUUUAUGUUACUAAGGACUUGAGAGGUAUGGGUAAAAUAAAACGUACGAUAGAGAUGAGAUAUGUACCAGGCAAGGAGCACUGGUUUUAGCGAUUUACCUUGCACAACACGAGAAUCAAUUAGGAUCAUUCUAUUAACAAUUCUUUUGGCAUUUUCCCAUUGCAAAGCUCCAAAGAAUUUUGACA